Sphaeroforma arctica JP610 is the source of this 192-nucleotide messenger RNA. RefSeq lists its product as hypothetical. The transcript has a single exon. Gene Ontology annotation, molecular function: calcium channel activity. Gene Ontology annotation, cellular component: membrane. Gene Ontology annotation, biological process: calcium ion transmembrane transport. The record is from RefSeq and is a predicted model, not a curated record. Lineage: Eukaryota; Ichthyosporea; Ichthyophonida. The annotation marks the transcript as partial.
AUGAACGGGUCCAUCUUUAACAAGGAUCUCAAGUUCAUGAACGGGUUGUUGACCAGUCUCAUCUGCUUUGUGUUGGGGCUGGACUUUGGGACGUCACAUCCCUUCGAACAAUUGCACCAGAAACCUGUGCGUGAGAGACAGAAGCUUCUUAGAGAGCAGCACGUGAUUGAAGAGGUGUUCAAGGUCUUGAAG